AUGGAACGACAUGAGCGGUAUUUGGGCCUGCCUACGUUUAUGGGUAAGAAUAAACUUCAAACUUUUGCUUAUAUCAAAGAACGAGUCCACAAGAGGUUGAGUGGGUGGAAAGGGAAGCGCUUAAGGGGAGUGAGACGUGAAUUGCUUGUGAAAGUGGAGGCUCAGGUAUUGCCUACAUAUGCUAUGAAUUGUUUUCUACUUCCGAAGACUUUUUGUGAUGAGUUACAUCAAUUAAUGGCUCCGUUUUGGUGGGACAGUGAUCCAGACUCGAGGAAGAUUCAUUGGAAAUCAAGGGAUAAGUUGUGCAUUGCUAAAUUGGAAGGUGGUAUGGGGUUCCGAAAUCUUUAUGCUUUUAAUUUGGCGGUACUGGCAAAACAAGGUUGGCGAAUUGUCCAACAUCCAGAGUCCUUAAUGGCAAGGUUAUUUAAGGCCAAGGAUUUCCCCAAUACUUCCUUGCCUUCGCCUUCUUCCUAUUGUUGGUCUAGCAUACUCAAAGCUAGAGUGGUGUUAAAGAAGGGCUUGAGAUGGCUGAUUGGGGAUGAAGCUUCGGUGCGGGUUUGGAGGGAUAGGUGGCUACCGCGACCCUCGACCUUUCAUCCCCUAACAAUGCUGCCUCCAUCUCAGGAGGAUAUAAGGGUUUAUGAGCUCAUUGAUGUAGAAAGGAAAACGUGGUGUGACGCUAAGUUGAUUGAGUUUUUUUAG
This is a messenger RNA of Malus domestica (apple), 702 nucleotides long. RefSeq lists its product as uncharacterized. The record is from RefSeq and is a predicted model, not a curated record. NCBI's taxonomy places the organism in Eukaryota, Viridiplantae, Streptophyta, Magnoliopsida, Rosales, Rosaceae.